UUCGGGCGCACGUUGGUGGUUGUUGUGACAGAUUGUGGGGUGAAGUUUCUACGGCAGGCUGGCUAGCAAGAGAUGGUUCUAAAACAAUAAUGUCCGAACUACUGGUUAAAGAAAUGGAGAAUGUAUCACUUUGUCAUAAGAAAAAAGAUGAUGGACCUGUCAGCAGUCGAAGUUUCCUUUUGGUAGACGAACAAGAAAACCUACAAGUCAACGAUGAAGCAGAUUUCCUGGAGCGUCUGGGCUGUGGAGAUGUGGCAGGGGUUAAGGUCAUCUCCAUCUUUGGCAACACCGGCGAUGGCAAGUCCCACACGCUCAACCACAUCCUGUUUGAUGGUGAGGCCGUGUUCUACACCUCCAAGUCGCCCAGCUCGUGCACGGUGGGCGUGUGGGCGGCCUACGACCCGGGCCUGGGUCUGGUUGCACUGGACACAGAAGGGUUGCUGGGGGCCGCAGCCAAUCAGAACCAGCGGAUGAGGCUACUGCUGAAGGUCUUAGCCAUAUCAGACGUGGUGGUGUACCGUACCAGAGCUGAGCGCCUCCACAAUGACAUGUUCCAGUUCCUGAGCAGUGCCUCGGCGGCCUACCUGCGCCACUUCACCCCAGAGUUGAGAGCCCUCUCCAGCCGCUGCGGCCUGGACGUGCCCCUGUCCUCCCUGGGGCCGGCCGUCAUCGUCUUCCAGGAGACCACACACACACAGCUGCUGGGCCACGAGAGCACUGUUCCAGGGCACGCAGAUACCCUCCUCCAGAGGCGCUUCCAUGACCUGGGUCUGGGAACAGAGGCCUUCAGCUCUGUCCAGUAUGUGGGAACCCAGACCAUCACACCCCCUACUGUGUACAGCGCGCUACAGCAGGCCGUCAUUCAGCACGUCAGGAACACGGCCACGCGCUCACCACGCCAGCCCGCCAUUGUGUUCAGCGCCCUGCAGGCUCUGAGCGAGCGCUUCUGUGGGGAGAUCUCAGACGACAAGGUUCCCCUCUACUCCUUCUUCCCUGAUGAGUACUUCACCUGCUCCUCAGUCUGCCUCAGCUGCAACGUGCGCUGUAAGAACGGUAUGAACCAUCUGAGAGACCAUGUGCCCCACAUGGCUGAAGGACUGUGUCACUACGCCCACCAGUACAACAACAAGCUCCUGAUCUGUAAGAGGUGCUAUGAGGGGGGCAGGGAGGUGAUUGUGAUUCCCAAGACCUCUGCCUCCACUGACAACCCCUGGUUUGGACUGGCCAAGUACGCCUGGUCAGGCUAUGUUCUAGAAUGUGCCAGCUGUGGCAUCAUUUACCGUAGCAGACAGUACUGGGUGGGGAACCAGGAGCCUGAGAGUGGUGUGGUCCGCCCUGAGGUCAAACAUGUGUGGGAGGGGUCGGAGGUGUUUCUAACAGACCACCAGAAUGCAGGCCAGCGUGUCCUGGACGGGGUGUCCUUCAUGCUGCAGUCUGUGACUGGGUACAGCAGUGGACCCACCAAGGCUGUCACCGCCUGGCUCACCGACCAGGUGGCCCCACCCUACUGGAGGCCCAAUGCUCAGAUCACUGAGUGCCACGGCUGCAGGAAGGCGUUUGAGGAGGCCGACAGGAAGCACCACUGUCGCUCGUGUGGCGAGGGCUUCUGCCAGGCGUGCUCCUCUAAGAGGAUGCCGGUGCCCGAGCGGGGCUGGGGGGGCGGGCCCGUACGCGUGUGUGACGCCUGCCAUCGCCAGGGAGGGGUGGACGCCUCGGCCAAUCAGGUGUCUCAGGUGGAGCCCAGGGGUCUGAUGGCUCGCAGGGUAACAGAGGUGGCUCAGUCCACACUGGACCUGGUCAGCAACGCCGUGGACUACCCUCUCUGUUUUGUGAAGGGCGUGGCGCGGCCAGACUACUGGGUACCAGACCAGGACAUAGUGCAGUGCCACCAGUGUUCCCGAACCUUCACAGCCACCCUGUCUAAGCAUCACUGCCGGGCCUGCGGCCAGGGAGUCUGCAGCGCCUGCUCUGCCCACACCCGCUCUGUUCCCUCCCGGGGCUGGGACCACCCCGUCAGGGUGUGUGACACCUGCCACAAGCGCAAGGACAGCCUGUGAGGGAGCGGGGGAGGAACUGUCCUUGUAACCCCCCCCCCCCCCCCCCACCACCACCACCACCACUACUACCAGAGACACAGUCACACACCUCCAGAGGGAUAGGACCCCCCCCCCCUGUCUUUACUGCUCCACUAUGUAAUCUGCACUGAGAGACAGUGAACAACAUGGGUCAGUACCACUCACCUGGUGGGGAGGCCAGAGAGACAUGCUAGAUGAUAGCAGUAUAUUCAUCUCUAGAUCUUUGUAGACGCUGUCAUGACAUCAUAUCCUGAUAGGAUGUGACAUCAUGGCUUCCAGAGGCUGUUUUAGAACCGAGCUCCAGGAUGGGACAGGAAGAGGGAGAGGUAGACAAUGUCACAUCCUGUAUUAAGACAUUCCAGUAAAUAGAGUGUAGUGGUGUUUUAAGCUGCUGUAUGUGAACAGGAGAGCCUCUGUCCAGACCCACUCCUCUAAUGUUUAUAAAGUCAUCCUUAUCAUUAAUAAUGAUGAAAACACAUGUUAUGUUGGCAUACGUCAUCAUAAAAAAGAUGAUAGCAAGAAUGACCCCCUGCUACAGAGAUGGGUGAGGAAAGCUCACUUUGAAUUGCUUGCUAUGUAAAGCACAAAUGAUAUGCCUUAAGGUAAUAAUAUCUCUUAUUGAUGUGAAAUUAUAGGUUUUUUUUUUCAAGCCUAAAGGGAUAUUCUCCUGUUGGUUUUAUUCCAUGUUGUGGACUGGAGCUAUACAACACUAGCCUUCUGUGUAAGUAUAACAACAAAUUCAACGUUUUCAAGUGUAUACAUUACUUUGUGGUUUCUGAAAAUCUUGUUUGGAUUUUUGGUAAAUCAGGCUUGUCUAAAUAAAGUUUAAUUAAAGGUG
Osmerus eperlanus (European smelt) is the source of this 2913-nucleotide messenger RNA. RefSeq names its product zinc finger FYVE domain-containing protein 1. Bases 90 to 2057 code for a protein of 655 amino acids. NCBI's taxonomy places the organism in Eukaryota, Metazoa, Chordata, Actinopteri, Osmeriformes, Osmeridae. The record is from RefSeq and is a predicted model, not a curated record. Gene Ontology annotation, molecular function: 1-phosphatidylinositol binding; phosphatidylinositol-3,4,5-trisphosphate binding; phosphatidylinositol-3,4-bisphosphate binding. Gene Ontology annotation, biological process: lipid droplet formation. The transcript is spliced from 12 exons. Gene Ontology annotation, cellular component: lipid droplet.